Pseudozyma flocculosa PF-1 is the source of this 1719-nucleotide messenger RNA. RefSeq lists its product as uncharacterized. The transcript has a single exon. NCBI's taxonomy places the organism in Eukaryota, Fungi, Basidiomycota, Ustilaginomycetes, Ustilaginales, Ustilaginaceae. Bases 1 to 1719 code for a protein of 572 amino acids. The record is from RefSeq and is a predicted model, not a curated record.
AUGGCCGCUCGCUCUCGCGUCGUCCCACUCCUGGCCACGGCCGCCGCCGGUGUGGGAAUCGGCUACUGGGUCUUUGACCCGCUCCUCCGCCAGUACAAGGAGGACACCCACGGCACCUUCCAGCCGCCCCCGCCCGGCGGCGCGCCUCUGCCCAACCUCAAGGACGGCGCCCACCCCAUCGCCGUCCCCAACGGCGCCAGCCUCGAGGAGCGACACCCGCACACGCUCCACGACCGUCCCCCGCUCGGCUCGGCCCCGGCUCGCGGCAUCAGCGGGCCCGGCGGCAUCAUUUCGCGCGGCGGCACCGACCUCAAGUCGGCCGAGCGCGGCGCACCCAUCCCCGGCGCCACGCCCUACGGCACCGUAUCCCAGGACCUGGAAAACAUCAAGUCCGGCAUCGCCAACAAGGUCCACGCCGCAGAGGACAAGGCCGGCCAGCUCAAGCGCGACGCAGAGGCGCGCCUCGAGCAUGUCAAGGAGCGCGCAGAGGACAAGGUCGGUUACGCAAAGCACCGCGCAGAGGAGACCGUCGACCACGUCCGCGACCAGACCCGCCAGUCGUACGAGGGCGCCAAGCAGUCGGCCGACGACGCCUACAACCGCGCCGCAAACGAGGCGGAACGCGCAAAGGAGGGCGCCAAGUCGUCUUGGUUCGGCUUCAAGAAGAGCGCAGAAGACACGGCCGCCGCCGGUCAGCAGAAGCUCUACAACGCCGAGCAGGAGGCCGAGGCCAAGCUCGCCAACCUCCGCGAUGGCGCCAAGGAGCGCCUCGAUGACGCCCGCGCCAGCGCCCGCAGCAGCGUCGACUCGGCCCGGCACGAGGCCGAAAGCGCCAAGGAGGGUGCCAAGUCGUCUUGGUUUGGACUCAAGAAGAGCGCCGAGGACACGGCUGCCGCUGGACAGCAGAAGCUCUCUAAUGCCGAGCAGGAGGCUGAGGCCAAGCUCGCUAACCUCCGCGACGGCGCCAGGGAGCGCCUCGACGGUGCGCGCGCCAGUGCCCGCAGCAGCGUCGACUCGGCCAGUUACGAGGCCGAGCGCGCAAAGGAAGGCGCCAAGUCGUCGUGGUUCGGACUCAAGAAGAGCGCCGAGGAUACCGCGGCUGCCGGUCAGCACAAGCUCUCCAACGCCGAGCAGGAGGCUGAGUCCAAGUUUGCCAGCCUCCGCGACAGUGCCAGCGCCAAGCUCGACGACGCGCGACGCGGUUCGAGGGACAGCCUCGACUCGGCGAGGUACGAGGCGGACAAGGCCAAGCAGAGCGCCGAGUCGUCGUGGUUUGGCUGGAAGAAGAGCGCCGAGGAUACGGCGGCCACGGGCCAGCGCAAGCUGUCCAACGCCGAGCAGGACGCAGAGUACCGCCUGGCCAGCCUGCGCGAUGGCGCAAAGGACAAGCUCGACGAUGCCCGCCAGGGUGCGCGCAGCAGCCUCGAGGGCGCGCGCGACGCCGCCUCGAACGCGCGCUACGAGGCCGAGAGGCAGUACGACCACGCCCGCCAGAACGCCGCCGAGGGCUACAACACCCUGCGCCAGAAGGCCGACAGCGGCUGGGAGAACCUCAAGGAGGAGGCCAGCGCCGACGCCCAGGAGGCCAAGCGGAGGCUGCACAACGCCAAGCUCAGCCUCGAGGGCAAGGAGAUGAACCCGCAGCCCAAGGGCGGCCUGUGGGAGUGGAUCUUUGGCAACAAGCGGGCCACCGAAAACGUCGCCGCCAACCUCGAGUAG